Stereum hirsutum FP-91666 SS1 is the source of this 1770-nucleotide messenger RNA. RefSeq lists its product as uncharacterized. The transcript is spliced from 4 exons. The record is from RefSeq and is a predicted model, not a curated record. NCBI's taxonomy places the organism in Eukaryota, Fungi, Basidiomycota, Agaricomycetes, Russulales, Stereaceae. The coding region runs from base 1 to 1770 and encodes 589 amino acids. Gene Ontology annotation, molecular function: protein binding; acyltransferase activity, transferring groups other than amino-acyl groups.
AUGCCAAUUUUCCACUCAUCUACUACACACUCUCUUCCCGACUCGGAUGACCUCUACGUUCGUCUCAAAACGAGAUGUGGUAAACAAGACGGAAUGCGUCACACACUCCUUCUAGAGCACCAAAUCUAUGUCCCCGGUUCAAACUCUCCGUCCCCUAUUGCAUCCUCCACCAGUUUCGUUAUCCACAAGGACCGCAUUGUUCUUCUAGAUGACUGGUACGAUGUCAUGGACAGUCACGACGACGAGAUGCUCGAGUUCGCCACCGAACUCUUCACCGAGCGCGCGAAGCUGCACCGAAAGUGGAUCGUAUCAAGGGACAAGGGCACUGGGGUGUGGGGACAUGAAUUGGACCAUGGGUCAAUUCUUUAUAUUCAAAACAUCUUCGUAGACUCAGACUACAGGGGAAGGGGAGUUGGUACCUGGCUUCUACGCCAGAUCCUCACCUCCGAACACGUCGCAUCCUGCCGAUUCGCAUAUGCAUGGCCUACCGCCUUCGAGCCUACUUUCAGGACCAAAGUCGAGCUUAUUGCUAUCGAAGAAUCGGUAGUGAAGAUAUUUGCAAAAAUAGGCCUUCCGUCUUCGGGCGAUGCAGAACCGGUCAUGCCACCCCUUCCGGGAGAAUUGCAUGAAGAUGGUUUGCCCGAUUUUCGCGACAUGGUUUUCGAGGAGGCACGCAUGAGACCUGAUGCCCCAUUCCGUAUACAGGCUGCCCUUCGCUCUGGUCGUGGGCAGGCCCUGUUCGACUAUAUUCGCCAGCAGCAUGCAGCAGACCCAUCCUGCAUCCGCGUCAAGGACCACCAGGGUGUGACACCACUUCAUGUAGCUGCUUUCCGUGGCCGUCCCACCACCGUAUCCGAGAUACUCAGGCUCGGCGCUCGUGACGAUCUGCACGAGAAGGACAAUGAUGGACGUACCCCCUUGAAUCAUCUGGAUGUGGAAAUGGCGAGAAUCCGGGAGCUCAAAAAAGAAUCGGAGUUUAAGGGGCAUGACGACUCGAUGUGCCAGUGCAAGGUACUCAUAAUGCGGGAGAUGGGUCUAAACCCACCGCCCGCCGAGUUGAUCAAGUGGGGAUGCACUUGCGGCCAAUGCAGGGGUGGAUGGCUUAGUCCGCGAAUGGCAUUUCGCCUUCGAAAUUGCGCUCGAACGUCGUCAAGUAGCAUAAUGGAAAAGAUGCACACCCGCCGUCCGGGGCGCUUCCUACCAGCCGCAAUCGUCAACAAGAUAAAUAUGAUCGAAUACGUUUCUCAUCCCGUCCGCUCCCAGCCCAUCGAUCAACCUUUCAUCUUCGGGUAUUCAGCCUGCUACACAGCUGUGUCUGCUGUACUUGAACGCGGCGACGUACCGACCGUUCCGGCGGUUUUGCAGGAGCUAAAUUGCAUGGUCAACGACUCGGAGGGGCAGUACUCAUUCGCUUCUCAUUAUUUCGAAAUGGGAGGCAGGCUGGAGUUCGUGUUGAACGGUGUCGCAUAUCGGUCGUGGGAGAAGGGUCUUGCUAAGCAGAAUACGUUCGAUGAUGCCUUCGCGAAAGAGAUACAAGCCAUGCCAGUAUGCGCCGAUGACGAUGCCUAUGGAAUCGUGCGCAUCAACCUGCAUAUAGGACCUGAAUUCAAUGGGCCCGAUCGAGGGGAUUGCGUAUACGACGAGGACCCGGAAAUAUAUGACGAAGAGGAGGAAGACUAUGAUGAGGAUGAACUCCCUUAUCUUAUGAUGGAAGAGAUGAUGUUAGAUGACAUGGAGUACUUGCGAUCUGUGAACGAGCGCCGGCCAUGA